This is a messenger RNA of Chara braunii, 495 nucleotides long. The record is from the annotation of a GenBank genome assembly. Lineage: Eukaryota; Viridiplantae; Streptophyta; Charophyceae; Charales; Characeae.
CCCGUGUCGACAGCUUCCGAAGCCUGCCUGGACCGUGAUCGCCGUAAGAUAGAGCCGGCUCCCCGGCAUUCGCCGAUGCGACGGCGGUCAACUAGCCAGCGGGGAAAUGAGAUUGGUCGGCGGAUGAAUGGGAUCAAUCGGGGACGACGGGUGCAUCCGCGGCUGGGUGCUGGAGGCGAGUCGGCACAAAGAGACACCGAAGGGGUCCUCGUGCUGCCAACUCCGUCCGGGGAGAGUGAUGAGCAUGCUCCCAGCAGCGGAGUGAUGAUGCUGAUCCUACUAAAAAGCAGCACCAACAGUCCCUACGAUUACAAACUUAUGGUUGAUGAUGAUGAUGAUGAUGGUGAUGGUGAUGAUGAUGAUGAUGUUGGUAAUGAUGAUGAUGAUGAUGAUGAUGAUGAUGAUGAUGAUGACGACGCACAGCGCCCUGUGAUGACAACAGGAUGAUGAUGGUGCCGAUGACGAGCGCCUUCCUAUGACUGACCGCUCCAUCGA